GAAUUCAUGAUGAACACUUUAAACUCCAGUUUAUCAGAAAAUAUAACAUUUGUGCGCCCGGAGUACUUUUAUAUCAGUGGAUUUUCUGGAAUACCAAACAGCAAAUAUUACUUUAUUCUUUUUAUUUUUAUAUAUAUUGUUGCAGUCUGCGGGAACUCAACUGUUCUUUUCAUGAUUUUCACUGAGAAAACUCUGCACAGUCCUAAAUACAUGGGGAUCUUUAAUUUAGCUCUGGCAGACUUUGGUGAAACGAAUGCACUGAUCCCAAACAUGUUAAAAACAUUUCUCUCUGAUUCUCAGUACAUAUCCUAUGAGGCUUGUUUGGCCAACAUGUUUUUUGUAUUUUUCUUUGCUGGUGGACAGACUUUAACUCUGGCUGCUUUGGCAUAUGAUCGUUUUGUUGCCAUUUGCUUACCCCUGAGGUACCAUGCUCUUGUAAACAACUCUUUUAUGUCUGUUAUUUUCACAGCAAUAUGGUUAUUUAACAUUGUUAUGGUUGGCACAAUGGUGAGUUUGAUUACACAUCUUUCCUUUUGUAAAACUAAUGAGGUAAAAAGCUUUUUUUGUGACCAUGGGCCUAUUUAUAAAAUUGCUUGUAAUGACAACAGCAUAAGCUACUUCCUUACAAAAUUACUGAUGGCAGUAUAUCUGUAUGCACCUUUUAUUGCCAUAUUUCUAUCAUAUGUUGGAAUUCUCUUGGCCCUGACUAGGAUAACAACAUGGAAGGCCCGACUUAAAGCUCUGAAAACUUGUGUCUCUCAUCUGUUGACUGUAGGAACAUACUUCCUACCUGUACUGGGUACAUACAUGGCUGCUAUGACAUUAUCUUUACAUCCGAAUGCUAGAAUAAUAAAUACUUCCCUAUCAACUGCCAUUCCUCCCAUGAUAAAUCCCAUUAUAUAUGUCUUGAACACAAGGGAGUUUAGAGUUUUUUUAGCCAAAACAAUUAAAAGAAAGUUCAUCAUAAAUGUACAAGCCUGA
Molecule: messenger RNA, 981 nt
Organism: Trichomycterus rosablanca
Lineage: Eukaryota; Metazoa; Chordata; Actinopteri; Siluriformes; Trichomycteridae
Product: olfactory receptor 1M1-like
Exons: 1
Coding region: 7-981 (324 amino acids)
Biological process (GO): detection of chemical stimulus involved in sensory perception of smell; G protein-coupled receptor signaling pathway
Cellular component (GO): membrane
Molecular function (GO): G protein-coupled receptor activity; odorant binding; olfactory receptor activity
Source: RefSeq, a predicted model, not a curated record